AUGAACAGUGGAAGUAUUUUCAAGCCUGAAUCUAUUUUCUAUGGUUUUACAUCGAUUACGAUAAUAUCAUUGUUAUCACUAACUGGCCUUAUAUUUAUACCUCUUAUCAAAGGUAAAUGGCGAAAUAGAUGGAUGCAAGUAUUUAUUGCUUUAGCUGCUUCAUCGAUGAGCUCAGAUGCUUUACUUCAUAUUUUACCACAGGUGGUUGGUGCACAUGAUCAUUCACAUCGUGAUCAUGGUCAUGAGCAUCGUCAUGAUCACAAUAAUUUUGAAACAGGAAACAAUCAUUCGGAUCAUCAUCAUCAUCAUCAUCAUCAUCAUCAUCAGGGUCAAAAGCAAAGUGAAGAUGAAAUAUUUAUCUCCGAUGAUCAUUCAAUGCUACUUAAAAUGACAGCUGUAAUUGGAGCUGUGUACAUUCUAUAUGUAUUGGAAUUCAUUAGUGCUUCACCUAUUUGGAAGAAAAAAAAUCAGACAACAAGAAUUAGAAAGAUCUCUUCGACACCACAAAAUGCUUGGUCUAAUUCUAAAAGUGAAAACGAAACAAGUACUGAUAGUACCAACACUGGUACUCAUGGUACUCAUGGUACCAUUGGUGGUAUUGCUGAUGAACCAGUAGUUAUGUGUGGUCUUAAAAGUGCUGCAUUUGUGAUCAUUUUUGGUGAUGCAAUUCAUAAUUUUAUCGAUGGUAUUGCUGUUGGUGCAAGUUUUGCUAUUUCAAACCAAGUUGGUGUAGCAACAAGUAUCGCUGUUGUAUGUCAUGAAUUACCGCAUGAAUUAGGUGAUUUUGCUGUUUUAAUUGAAUCUGGCCUUUCCAUUCCUCGUGCCAUGUUGCUGAAUUUUCUUUCUUCUCUAACUGCAUUUGCGGGCCUAUUUGUUGGCCUAGCAGCAAUUAGUGUGGACAGUGCUGUAGAGAUAUUGUUGGCCAUUACAGCUGGAAUGUUCCUGUAUGUUGCUUGGCUUGAUAUGUUAAUACAUUUGAAAAAGGAAUCAGCAUCGACAAAUGACAAAUGGUAUGUGACAUUGUUUCUUCAGAAUAUUGGCUUUAUCUCAGGUUUCUUAAUUAUGUUUAUAAUUGGUUGGUAUGAAGAAGUACUUGCAUCACUUUAG
Messenger RNA from Brugia pahangi, 1107 nucleotides. The record is from the annotation of a GenBank genome assembly. NCBI's taxonomy places the organism in Eukaryota, Metazoa, Nematoda, Chromadorea, Rhabditida, Onchocercidae.